AUGACUGCAAACUCUACAUUCCGCCAGGGAGUCCCUUGUGAUACCGUUGGUCUGGGCAAGUCUUCCACAUCAUUGCUCGCCGCUCUCGAGAUCAAGGAAGUCAGACAGAUAUAA
Messenger RNA from Fusarium odoratissimum NRRL 54006, 114 nucleotides. RefSeq lists its product as uncharacterized. Bases 1 to 114 code for a protein of 37 amino acids. The transcript has a single exon. NCBI's taxonomy places the organism in Eukaryota, Fungi, Ascomycota, Sordariomycetes, Hypocreales, Nectriaceae. The record is from RefSeq and is a predicted model, not a curated record.